Eruca vesicaria subsp. sativa (arugula) is the source of this 414-nucleotide messenger RNA. The record is from the annotation of a GenBank genome assembly. Lineage: Eukaryota; Viridiplantae; Streptophyta; Magnoliopsida; Brassicales; Brassicaceae.
AUGGCACGUCAAUUUAUCGUUUUUGCCCUUUUGGCUUUGGCUGUGGCCACCGCAUUCGCUGCCAACGACGCACCUUCAGCUGCACCCACUGCUUCUCCGACCAAAGCACCCACCACCCAAAGCAAGGCUCCGGCCUCCGCACCCAAGUCCUCCUCCGCCGCCGCACCUAAAGCGUCGUCCCCUGUCGCAGAGGAACCAACCCCCGAAGAUGAUUACUCGGCAGCCCCCACUGACUCUGCCGAGGGACCCACCGUCUCCUCCCCACCUGCUCCUACCCCCGAAAGCACCUCCGCCGAUGGACCAUCUUCUGAUGCACCCACCGCCGAGUCACCCCAAAGCGGCGCCGUAACUAGUGUGAAGCUCUCCAUCGCCGGAACUGUCGCCGCCGUCGGAUUCUUCUUCUUCUCUCUCUAA